Messenger RNA from Pichia membranifaciens NRRL Y-2026, 1318 nucleotides. RefSeq lists its product as hypothetical. The transcript has a single exon. The record is from RefSeq and is a predicted model, not a curated record. Bases 63 to 1259 code for a protein of 398 amino acids. Gene Ontology annotation, biological process: tyrosyl-tRNA aminoacylation. Gene Ontology annotation, molecular function: ATP binding; tyrosine-tRNA ligase activity. NCBI's taxonomy places the organism in Eukaryota, Fungi, Ascomycota, Pichiomycetes, Pichiales, Pichiaceae.
AGAAAGGAUAAGACCGAAAUCAACGGACUGAAAGAUUGCUGAAUAUAGUUGUUAGUACAAAAAUGUCUGAACUGACUCCUGAACAACAAUAUGAACUCAUCACUAGGGGAUUGCAAGAGGUGCUCAAUCCUCAAAUCAUCAAAAACGUCUUGGAGGUUGAAAAGAGGCCUUUGAAGGUUUACUGGGGUACUGCUCCAACUGGUAAGCCACAUUGCGGCUAUUUUGUGCCUAUGGUCAAGUUGGCCCACUUGUUGAAGGCCGGAGUGGAGGUCACUGUCCUUGUUGCCGACUUGCACGCAUUUCUAGAUAACAUGAAAGCACCUUUGGAGGUGGUCCAACACAGAGCUAAAUACUACGAGCUUGUGGUGAAGUCUAUCCUCAGAUCGAUCAACGUUCCUGUGGACAGAUUGAAGUUUGUGCUGGGCUCUUCUUACCAACUCACCCCUCAAUACACUCUGGACUUGUUCAAGUUAUCCAAUAUUGUCUCACAGAAUGAUGCCAAGAGAGCAGGUGCGGAUGUGGUCAAGCAAGUUGCCAACCCGCUCCUUUCCGGGUUGAUCUAUCCUUUGAUGCAGGUAUUGGAUGAAGAAUACUUGGGUGUCGACGUCCAGCUAGGUGGUGUCGAUCAGAGAAAGAUUUUCGUUUUGGCCGAAGAAAACAUACAAGGUCUCGGUUACAAGAAGAGAGCACAUCUCAUGAACCGUAUGGUUCCAGGUUUGAUGCAAGGUGGCAAGAUGUCUGCAUCGGAUCCAAACUCCAAGAUCGAUCUUCUAGAAGAGCCAAAGGUGGUUAAGAAGAAGAUCAACCAGGCUUUCUGUGCUCCAGGUAACAUCGAAGAAAACGGUCUUUUGGCCUUCGUGAAAAACGUAAUAGGCCCAAUCCAUGAACUCAAGUACGGUGAGGACACUUUUGAAUUCUUUAUUGACAGACCAGAAAAGUAUGGUGGUCCGAUUUCCUUCAAGUCCUACGAAGAACUCGAAUCUACCUUUGCUAAGGAAGAGUUGUCUCCUGUUGACUUGAAGUCCGGUGUGGCCGACGCCAUCAACGUCUUGUUGACUCCAAUCAUCGAAGAGUACAAGAACAAUAAGGAGUUCCAGCUCGCUGAAGCAGAGGGUUAUCCCGCUCCACAACCAGAGAAGAAGAAGACCAAGAAGGUCAAGAACAGAGGUUCCAAGUACCCUGGCGCUAAGGAGGAAGAGGGCUCUCCGGCUCCAACACCAGAAUCCGUAACAGAAAAGCUUGAGGAAACCAAGCUUUGAUGUACUUUAUAAGCUCUUUUGUAAUAGAUGAUCAAGCCAUAGCACUUGUAAUUGCGUUC